UGUCGUUAUAGCUUCCGGCGGAUUUCGACCCUGACAAUCAUGGAGGCCUCCCGUGUCUCGGCGAGGCUCGACCGAAAGACCGUCGAGAAGAACAGACGGAUCCACAUGAAAGCUCUCUGCGCCAAGCUCGUCUCCCUCCUCCCCGCGUCCGCCUCACAGGAGAGUGUGGCGGCGACGCUGCCGAACCAACUGGAUGAAGCGAUCAACUACAUAAAGGCGAUGCAAGAGACGCUCGAGAGGAUGAAGAAGCGGAAGAAGCUGUUGAUGUGGUGCGCCGGCAUAGGAAAAGAUGAGGAGAAUACAUGCUUAAGGGUGCCCAAGAUGGAGGUGCAGGAUUUGAACUCCGGGUUGAGGGUGAUUGCGAUAAGCAGCACAUGUGAUCAUCGACUCAAGUUCAGCGAGGCUGUUCGAAUUGUGGAAGAAGCAGAAGGAAACGAGAUUAUCACUGCUAGCUACGCUGUGGUCGGCGACGCAGCCUUCCACACCAUUGAAUCCAUGGCAACUGGCAAUGGAAUUGGAGAAGCCGACAAGGUGUUAGAGAGCCUAAAGAAUGCAUUCCGAGCUAAGCUUAUCCGAUGGGUGAUGUGAAAGCUGAAGCUUCUUCUCCACAUGAUAACUAUAGUGAAAGGGGUCGCAAGCUUGUCGUUUGUCUUCCUUCUUCUCUUUCAGUCUUAGAUACAUUACAUAUGUGGCAUCAGCAAAAGUACUUUGUAUGAUCGGUAUACGAAAAAUAAAUAUUAUGCAACAUUAGAUUCGCAUGAAGGAGAAGGUAAUUGCAGAGACAGUGAAAUAUCAAACCGAGAGGCAAUGGAAUUUGCUCCAUUGCCAUAUCUCGAGAGUCAA
Musa acuminata AAA Group (dessert banana) is the source of this 843-nucleotide messenger RNA. Its product is annotated as transcription factor bHLH162. Lineage: Eukaryota; Viridiplantae; Streptophyta; Magnoliopsida; Zingiberales; Musaceae. Gene Ontology annotation, cellular component: RNA polymerase II transcription regulator complex. The transcript has 3 exons. Gene Ontology annotation, biological process: regulation of transcription by RNA polymerase II. The record is from RefSeq and is a predicted model, not a curated record. The coding region runs from base 40 to 588 and encodes 182 amino acids. Gene Ontology annotation, molecular function: protein dimerization activity; DNA-binding transcription factor activity, RNA polymerase II-specific; RNA polymerase II transcription regulatory region sequence-specific DNA binding.